Solanum verrucosum is the source of this 1095-nucleotide messenger RNA. Its product is annotated as S-adenosyl-L-methionine:benzoic acid/salicylic acid carboxyl methyltransferase 2-like. The transcript is spliced from 4 exons. Gene Ontology annotation, molecular function: S-adenosylmethionine-dependent methyltransferase activity. Gene Ontology annotation, biological process: methylation. Lineage: Eukaryota; Viridiplantae; Streptophyta; Magnoliopsida; Solanales; Solanaceae. Bases 1 to 1095 code for a protein of 364 amino acids. The record is from RefSeq and is a predicted model, not a curated record.
AUGGAAGUUGCUAAUGUUCUUCACAUGACUGAAGGAAUUGGAGACUGUAGCUAUGCAAAAAAUUCUCUGUUUCAGCAAAAGGUGAUCCUCAUGACAAAGUCAAUAACAGACGAAGCUAUAUCUGCUUUGUACCGCAGCCUUUCAACAGGAGAAACCAUAUGUAUUGCGGAGUUAGGUUGUUCCUCUGGACCUAACACUUUCUUGCCAGUUUCCCAACUCAUUCAAACUAUUCGAGAAGAAUGUACAAGCAAUGGCCAACAAUUACCCGAAUUUCAUGUUUUCUUGAAUGAUCUUCCGGGCAAUGAUUUUAAUACCAUUUUUCGAUUGUUGCCAACAUUCCACGAAGAUUUGAAAAAACAGAACAUGAGAUCAGGAGAUGGAUUAUUAUUUGAUCCUCCAAAUUGCUUUGUUGCAGGAGUUGCUGGUUCAUUCUAUACUAGACUUUUUCCUUCCAAAAAACUACAUUUUGUCCACUCUUCUUACAGUCUUCACUGGCUUUCUCAGGUGCCUGAUGGAAUUGAGAAUAACAAAGGAACUAUUUAUGCAGCAAGUACAAGCCCAUCAAGCGUCCUCAAAGCAUAUUCCAAGCAAUAUGAAAGAGAUUUUGCUACUUUUCUCAAGUAUCGCUCGGAAGAAUUGGUGGAAGGUGGGCGUAUGGUAUUAACCAUGCCUGGUAGAGAAAAUGAGCAUCACUUAAGCAAUGUGUGUCGCUUUAUGUUGGAGCCUUUGGCCAUCGCGCUCAAAGACUUGGUUACAGAGGGAUUGAUAGAAGAAGAGAAAGUGAAUUCAUUCAACUUUCCGUUGUACUGUCCAUCUCCUGCAGAAAUUAAGUAUAUAGUUGAGAAGGAGGGAUCUUUCACCAUUGAUCUGUUGAAAACUUUAGAACAUCAAAUGGAUUUUAGUUGUGAAGGUUACAAUGAGGCACAGAGUGUAAGAGUUGUUGGUCAACCUUUACUUGUUAGGCAUUUUGGUGAUGAUGAUAAAUUGAUGGAUGUUGUGUUUAAUAAGUGUAGUGACAUUUAUGCCAAUAUUAUGGCCAAUGAGAAGAAUAUUUUCACAAAUGUCAUAGUAUCUUUGAUUAAAAGGAACGACUAG